AUGUCUCUAAAUUACAUCAAAAACUUCUAUGAAGGAUGUGUUAAACCUCCAACUGUGAUUGGCCAAUUCCACACCCUUUUCUUUGGAUCUGUCCGGAUGUUCUUUCUUGGGGUGCUAGGCUUUGCAGUUUAUGGGAAUGAGGCUUUGCACUUCAGUUGUGAUCCAGACAAAAGAGAAGUAAACCUCUUCUGUUACAAUCAGUUCAGGCCAAUCACUCCACAAGUAUUCUGGGCAUUGCAACUAGUGAUUGUCCUGGUUCCUGGAGCCAUUUUCCAUCUUUAUGCUGCAUGUAAAAGCAUCAAUCAAGAAUGCAUUCUUCAAAAGCCCAUCUAUACUGUGAUAUAUAUCCUCUCAGUUUUAUUAAGAAUUAGCUUAGAGGUAAUAGCAUUUUGGCUUCAGAUUCACCUCUUUGGUUUCCAAGUAAAACCUCUUUUCCUGUGUGAUGCUGGAUCUCUUGGGGGGAAAUUGACAAUUAUAAGAUGCAUGGUUCCAGAACACUUUGAAAAGACCAUUUUUCUCAUUGCUAUGUAUACAUUUACUGUAAUUACAAUUAUAUUAUGUAUUGCUGAAGUUUUUGAGAUCAUAUUUAGAAGAUUAUGCUUUCUAAUUAGGCAAUGA
This is a messenger RNA of Lepus europaeus (European hare), 618 nucleotides long. RefSeq names its product gap junction protein epsilon 1 (gene GJE1). The transcript has 3 exons. The record is from RefSeq and is a predicted model, not a curated record. NCBI's taxonomy places the organism in Eukaryota, Metazoa, Chordata, Mammalia, Lagomorpha, Leporidae. Gene Ontology annotation, biological process: cell communication. Gene Ontology annotation, cellular component: connexin complex. Bases 1 to 618 code for a protein of 205 amino acids.